AAGGAGGCGGCUCUUGUCCCGGCGGAGGGUGGCGGUGAAUCCUCCCGGCCGCUCACAGCAGUGUAGAGCCGCUUUCCCUCCUCUACCCCCCUCUUCCCUUCCCCCCUCCCCUUCCCCGUCCUCCUCCUCCACCCCACAUACACACCCCCCCCCCACCCUCCCUCCCCCCCCUCCGGCCCGCGGAUUUAAAGGGGCAGCGGCGCCAACCCGGGGGACCAUGCCGAACUUCUGUGCGGCUCCCAACUGCACCCGCAAGAGCACGCAGUCCGACCUGGCCUUCUUCCGCUUUCCCCGGGACCCGGUCAGGUGUCAAAGAUGGGUAGAGAACUGUCGAAGGGCAGAUUUAGAAGAUAAAACUCCAGAUCAACUCAACAAACAUUACAGACUGUGCGCUAAACAUUUCGAGACUUCUAUGAUCUGUAGAAGUAGCCCUUACAGAACGGUUUUACGGGAUAACGCUGUGCCAACAAUAUUUGACCUCACAAGUCACUUGAACAAUCCCCACAGCAGACAUAGGAAAAGGAUAAAAGAGCUGAGUGAAGAUGAAAUAAGAACACUGAAGCAACAAAAGAUUGAAGCUUUCGAACGGGAACAAGCAACUCAAGAACCAAACGAAAGCAAUGAGCAGAAUACCGUCUCGGAGGAAGGAGGACAAGAGCAAGAGGAAGAAACUCUUCCUUUAACACUGGAAGAAAGAGAAAACAAAGAUUACCUUAAAUCUUUGUUUGAAAUUUUGAUCUUGAUGGGUAAACAAAAUAUUCCUUUGGAUGGCCAUAACGUCGAUGAGCUUCCAGAAGGUAUUUUUACUUCAGAUAACUUUCAGGCUCUACUGGAAUAUAGAAUAAAUGCUGGAGAUGAAGUCCUGAGGAAACGGUUUGAGAUGACCGCAGUCAACCUUGAGUAUUGUUCAAAAACUCAGCAGAAACAAAUGCUUGAGAUCUGUGAAAACUCUGUGAGGGAAGAGACGCUGAGGGAAGUCAGAGACUCACACUUCUUUUCUCUUGUCACCGAUGAAGUAGUAGACAUAGCGGGAGAGGAACACUUGCCCGUGUUGGUGAGGUUUGUUGAUGACUCUCAUAACCUAAGAGAAGAAUUCAUAGGGUUUUUACCAUAUGAGGCCGAUCCUGAAAUUUUAGCUGUUAAGUUCCACACGACUAUUACUGAAAAAUGGGGUCUAAACAUGGAAUACUGUCGAGGUCAAGCCUACAUUGUCUCCAAUGGGUUUGCUUCUAAAAUGAAAGUCGUGGCUACAAGAGUCUUGGAAAAGUAUCCACAAGCUGUGUAUACGCUGUGUUCCUCGUGUGCCUUAAACGUUUGGCUGGCGAAAUCCGUUCCCGUUGUUGGCGUUUCCAUUGCACUAGGAACAAUGGAAGAAGUUUACUGUCUUUUUAACCAAUCUCCUCAAUUACAGGUAGAACUGGACAACACAAUUUCUGUUCUCUUUCAGAACGACGAGUCAAAGGGUAACGAGCUGAAGGAGAUCUGCCGUUCUCAGUGGACGGGCAGGCAUGAUACUUUCGAGGUUUUAGUGGAUCUCAUGCAAGCAUUGGUACUGUGCUUGGAUGCUGUAAACAGUGACUCAUCUGUCAGGUGGAACAACUUUAUCUCUGGCCGAGCGUUUGUACUUUCAAGUGCGUUGACAGAUUUUGACUUCAUUGUCACUAUUGUAAUUAUGAAAAACAUUCUGGCUUUCACAAGAGCUUUUGGGAGAAACCUCCAAGGACAAACAUCGGAUGUGUUCUUUGCAGCCAGCAGCAUAACAGCAGUGUUAUAUUCUCUGAAUGAGGUGAUGGAGAACAUUGAGGUUUACCAUGAGUUUUGGUUUGAGGAAGCAACAAAUUUAGCUGCAAAACUGGAUGUACAAAUUAAACUCCCAGGGAAAAUUCGCAGGGCACAACAGGGGAACUUGGACUCUGAGGUAACGUCAGAAAAUUACUACAAAGAAAUCCUUAGUGUCCCCACAGUGGAGCAUAUUAUUCAGGAAUUAAAAGAUAUAUUCUCAGAACAACAUUUAAAAGCCCUCAAGUGUUUAUCUUUAGUGCCCUCAGUCAUGGGGCAGCUCAAAUUCAACACGUCUGAGGAGCAUCACGCUGACAUGUUCAAAAAUGACUUGCCCAAUCCAGACACUCUUUCCGCUGAGCUUCACUGUUGGAGAAUCAAGUGGAAGCACAGAGGAAAAGAUAUUGAACUUCCAGCUACUAUUUAUGAAGCACUUCACUUGCCUGACAUAAGGUUUUUCCCUAAUGUCUAUGCACUGCUUAAAGUCUUGUGUAUACUUCCAAUGAUGAAGGUGGAGAAUGAAAAGUAUGAAGUAGGGCGAAAGCGCUUAAAGGCGUACCUGAAAAACACCUUGACAGAGCAAAGGUCAAGCAACCUAGCUUUGCUGAACAUAAACAUUGAUAUUAAACAUGACUUAGAUUUAAUGGUGGACACCUACGUUAAACUCUAUCCAGAGAAGGUGGAAUUUCAAGACUUUAUUCCCUCAAACAACUCUGAAGUAACAGAAAAUGCUUGAUUUCUUUUUUUAAGCUCAAACCAAUCAAAACAGCUUUUUUCUUGAUCAAGUUUCAACACUGAGGGGGGAGGAGGAAAAACCUGAAAUCUGAUAAAAAUCAUGGCAAUUCUAUUUCCAUUAUAGGUCUCAGAUUGAAGGAUCUGUGGCCAGUGACCCAAAUCAUGUUUUGUUGGUCUGCAUUAAAUGUAUUCUGCGAACAAAACCAAGCCUGAAAAGAAUUGCCCAUGCUCCUGGCAGAGGUGCUGCUACAUCUGAAUGAGUUAACUUGGGUGCUUGUUUACUUUUCUUGCAUCUUGACAAAAGUCUGUUGUGAUUGUAGAUCUGAUGGGGCUGUUACAUGGUCUUGAAUUAGGAUAAGGCAAAAAACCCAAACCUCAAAAUGCUAUGAAGAGUAUAAAUCUGUUUCAGUUCUGUUACUUAGGAUUUUAUUCCUUUAUUUUUUGAAAACUUUGUUUAAAAAGUCUUUGUUGUCUAUUUAAUUGGCAUUUUGGAGAGUGGAUUCAGCUAUUGCACGACCACACCCGUGCUGUGGACUGUUCUCAGUGUAAAGUGAAUGUUAGUGAUCCAGAGGUACGUUCACGGUUUCAUUGGAAGAGUCAACCUCUUUAAUCUCUCAGUGACUGUUUACAUUCCUUUGUGUGAGACACAACUUCUUUUAUUUUCCCUUCAGGCUUUUUAACAGGCAUGGCAGGAGUACUGAAAUUCUUAAAAGACACUAAAACCUUCAAAUCUCUUCCACAAACAUCUAAAUCUGUCCGUUCUAUCCAGACUCUGACACGAACCCAUGCAUCUUAUUGUCUGUUUUAUUUGUCAGCUCACCCAGGAAAGAUGAAAAUAAGAAUUUGUUCUUUGUUUAGAAGUAAGAUUGAAGAUAUUGCUGUUAUUUUUGGCAAGAAUGACACAUUUUUGUACAGUUUAUUGCAAUUUAAAAUAAAAUGUGAAUUGCUUUUUACAUAGUAGUGAGUUUCUUAGUAAAGCUGGGCCUGUUUGAGAACAGGUACCUUUUGAAAGGUUCCUUUUGGUUUAGUUUUCUCUCCUGUUGUUUUUGCAUUUCUAGUGAGUGGUAUUGUCACAAGACAGGAAACUGUCUAAGAGCACCUUUGAUCUCUAUGUUCUACUGAAGGUUUUUUAAUCGUGGAGGUUUUAUCCAACUGAAACAGGUGGAAACAGAUGAAAUUUGAAAUGACAGAAUUUGGAAUGACUGGAAAACCCCUCAGCAAGAGAAAAUGGAAUGAUUGUGGAGACUAUGACAUACACAGUUCUCCAUUGUUUAAUGCAAUCAAACAAUACAUUUGAAAAAGACCUCACCCUUUACUAAGUAACAUUAGUUAUUAAAGUGUUAAGAAAUGCUUUCAGGAACUUUGAUUUACAUUAGAGUAGUAAAAAUAACUCUUAAACAAAGUAGUAUCUUCCCACUGCUGUUUGUGUAUACUGCAGACUUUCAUGUUAAUGCAGUAAUUACCCUGACCAGUAACAAGUGUUGUAGCUAAGGGCUUGCUCUGUUCCUCUGACUGUAUGGAAAUAACAUAGGUUUAGGCUAAUACUAUUAAAAAAACCCAAAAGGGGCAUUUUUUAAUUAGAAGUCAUAGGGAAAAUUGUCCUUUUUUUAAAACAUCUUAAUCAAAAGUUUAAUAAAAUACAUAAGGAUCUUUCCCCUCCUGGGAUUGUCUGAGUUCCCCUGCAAUGCAAGGUGGCUGUGACCUCUGGGAGUGUGGGUCCUGUACCAAUAAAGUGGGGCUGGCUGGAUGAGCCCAGGCUUACAGGCAUCAUCAGAGCAGGAAAAUUGGUACCCAGUGCCAUGUAAUUGGCCAAAAGAGCUGAAGGCUACUUUCUGCCUGUGUAAAUGAGAUAUUUUUUUGAACUGUGUACUGAGGCAUAUUGAAGGGAGGAAAUGCAGCAUACCCCUCCUUUAGCUACUGAAAGGUCCUCUGAAGUUCAGCUGAGACACACUGUGGUGACUAGCCUUGCUAAUUAGUUGGCUCCAGGAGCCUUGAUCACUUGGUGUGCCUCUGCCUUUCAGAGAGAUGCUUAGAUUGCCUGUAAUCAAUCAGCAGCUCCUUUUUUAGCCCUUUUAAUUGUUGGUGAGGAAUGCCUUGGGAACCUGUAGCAGAUAGUCUGAAUGGUGAUGGAUUGGCAGGAUGCAGAGGAGCAAAGGAAUGGCAAAUUGCAAUGGUAGAUGCCUCUGUAACUUAGGAGAUUUGUGUGGAGGAAACCAUUUACUGGAAGUAUAGUGGCUCCCAUCUUACUUUUGGGAGCACAGAAAGGAUGAGACUAAAGUGGAAUGCAGUAACAUAAUUUUAAAGAGAACACUGCUGCUCCUAGAGCAAGUCAGGGACUGACAGAGAAGUGUCUAAAAAUGGGACAACAUUGAAUAAUUUAGAUUCCUUUAUUUUCAACAGUUUCUUGAAGCAGAGGGAAUUGCCAUCUUAAAUAUCCUGCCAGCUCAGGGCAGUGUGUAUUUCCAAGGAGUAUCAGGUAUUUGGACACAUCCUAUGUAAUGAAGGAAUAUGUCAAUUUGAGUAUCACUUCUGGGAUGUAAAUAACCCAAGUGAAAGUGGAUUUUCCUUAGCUGCUCAGCUGAUUGUGUUUUUUAGUGCUUGUCUCAAUACACAAACUGUGUUUUCUUUUCCCCAUGCACAGACUUCUUAGAAAUCACUGUUGCUGCCUAGAAAAGUAGCAUGUAGCAUUCUAUCUCCUGCAGAGUUAUUUCUGUCACUGGCUACAGAAAUCCUGUAACUGCUUGUUUGGCUGCCAGAGUUCUGCUGUAAAGAAGCAGAGGACCAGAACCACUUAAUGAUUCUGGGUGCAGUUAUCCUCUUUUUCCUCCCCCCCCCUCCAUGCUUUUGUUUCUGUGCAACACUGCAAACCUCAAGAGUUGCCAGAAACAUCUCCAUUACUCUUAAGAAAGUGAAAAUAAAUCUCUUUACUGGAUCUGUUUCAAGAAACAGUUGCUAACCUAGAAAAACAAUAGGUGUUAUCCCAAAGUAGGCUUAACAUUCAAGAAUCUUUAGACCUCUUAAUGCUCCCUGCUUUCCCUAAGGAUUAUAAAGAAUGGCAGACUUCCCAAAGUUUUGCCUAGGUAUAAGUAGUGAGGCAUCAGCAACAAAUAAUGGAGUUGGAAGUUUUAGAUCUACAGCUUUCAAAACAUGUGCAUGUUCUUUGUAAGCAAUUCUUUACUAUGCAAAAUAACACUGGUGAUUGAAUAGAACUCGAAGUGUGUGUUCCAUCAUGCAAUAAUUGUUCAUUU
Messenger RNA from Colius striatus (speckled mousebird), 5762 nucleotides. It is a transcript of the gene THAP12, whose product is annotated as THAP domain containing 12. The record is from RefSeq and is a predicted model, not a curated record. The transcript is spliced from 5 exons. Lineage: Eukaryota; Metazoa; Chordata; Aves; Coliiformes; Coliidae. Bases 218 to 2515 code for a protein of 765 amino acids. Gene Ontology annotation, molecular function: protein dimerization activity.